ACUCAUUUUUUCUCCCACGAAGUCAGUUUUCUCAAACAACGGCCAAGCCAUGGGUGCAUUGCUGCUUCUAUCUACUGUAUAAUCAUAAUAAGGAAGCCUCUCCAAUAUAAAAUUAGAAAGAGAGCAGGUGAUUGAUUGAUUGAUUGAUUGAUUGAUUGAUGAGAUCAAGGUAACUAACUAACAAACUAUUUCUAGUAGUAAGAUGGAUCUUGGCAAUUUGGCAACUCCUGAUCAGAGCCACCACAAGCACAAAGGUCGUCAAGCAGGUCGUGGGGCGAAGGAGAAGAAAAAGGAUGCGAAAUUGAAAAAAGACCAAAAACGAGUGGACCGCCACAAUCCCCGUGCUUUCUCCGUGGCCAACAUUGUCCGUACGCAGCGUACGAUUCAGCGUAACUUGGAUAUUUCUCAAAAGAAGGAGUACGUGCCGUUGCGGGAUCAACGACGUCGAGCGACCAAUGACGCGAUAUCGACCAAUGACACGGCGGAUCCUCCCGUUGUCGUCGUUGUCAUGGGACCUCCGGGAGUUGGAAAGUCCACGCUUAUCCGGUCCUUGGUCAAGCAGCACACCAGUCACAACUUGACUACAGUCACCGGACCUGUCACGCUCGUUACGGGCAAAAAUCGACGCGUUACGCUCUUCGAGUGUCCCUCCACAAGUACCGAAGCCAUGCUGGACUGUGCCAAAAUCGCGGAUCUCGUAUUGCUCUGUGUCGAUGCCAAAUUCGGAUUCGAAAUGGAAACAUUCGAAUUCCUCAAUAUGCUCCAAACCCACGGCAUGCCAAAGAUUAUCGGCGUUUUCACACAUUUGGAUCAGUUUCGGACCGCAAAGAACCUAAGACGCACCAAAAAGCUGCUCAAGGACCGAUUCUGGACCGAAAUUUACAAUGGAGCCAAAAUGUUCACCUUUUCAGGAGUUGUCAAUGGCCGGUAUCUCAAGACCGAAGUCAGGCAGCUCGCGUUGUUCAUUUCAAGAGUCAAGUUCCGCCCCUUGGUUUGGCGCAAUACUCACCCGUACGUGCUGGUGGAUCGACACGAAGACAUGACGCAAGUUGCGCUCUUGGACGAGGAUCCAGAAUGCGAACGAUCCGUCGUUUUCUAUGGAUACAUUCGAGGAACCAAUCUUAAACCGGGAGCCAUGGUCCAUGUCAUUGGAUUGGGAGAUUAUCCCAUUGGUUCCGUAUCCACCAUUCCAGAUCCAUGUCCCACUCCCCAGGUCGAGGGAAAACGGGAGUCUUUGACCACGUCGGGAUCUCGAUUUUUUGCUCCCUUGUCCAACGUGGGAAAAAUUGUCAUGGACAAGGACGCCGUCUAUAUUGAUGUCGGGAAAAGUCGCAGAAGAGAUCCUCUGGCAGCCGCCGCAGAAAAACAACAAUCCUCAUCAGAAAGCGACAGUGAUGACAGCAGUGACGAGGAACAAAAUAGUGGCAACGAGGAAGAAGAAGAUGAUGAAAUCGACUCGGAUGACGAAGGAGCCAUGCUGCAAAAUCUACAGGAUGUUCGUGAUGGAUUGGAUGAAAAAAGAAAACGCUCGGCACUCUCGAUUUUUGCUCACAGCAAGGCUGUACCGCAAGAUUCUUCUUCUUCUGAGGACGAUGAUGAGGAUUCGGACAGUGACAGCGAUGAUGGUGACAGUAGUGACGAGGACGGUCUAACCCAGAAAAGACCUGCCACAUUCGGUGCGGGUGGUGCCGCUGCCAAAACCUCAGGCGACUCUGACUCCUCAUCGGAUGACACCAAUGACAAUGACGAAAGCGAGGAAGACGACGGCCCCAUUGCAACCAGAAAAGCAAACAUGGUCCAACGGGCAGCGCAAUCAUUCUGGGACCGAAAGUCCGCUGCCUUGAGUGCCCAGAGCUACAUUUACGGAGAUGACAAUGACAAUGAAUCCGGCUUCCAGGAGGGCGACCAUGAAGACGACGACGACGGAGAUGACAGCGAUUCCUCCGAUGAAGAAUUCUUUUCCGUGAAAAACAAGAAGGAAACCAAAAGCCAAUCAGCAGACAAUGGAACUCGCCAAGCGAAGCUCAAUCUCACCGAAGACGAUUCCUCGAGAGCUGGCAACCUACAACGGGAUACGUUUGAGAUGUGGCCCUGGCUCCAGGAGGGAGAGGAUUGCCUGGUAGAGUCGCUGCGAGACAGAUUUGUCACGGGAAAAUGGGAAUCCAGCAGCGACAACAUGGCAGACGCAGGCAAUGAUCAAGUGUUUGGUGAUUUUGAAGACUUGGAAACGGGAGAGGCAUUUGGGUCAUCCGCUGCAAAGACUGAUGAUGAUGACGACGACAGUGAUGUCGACACGAGUGGAAUGACGGACGAACAGGUCAGAGAGUACAAUGCGCAAAAGAAGUUGAAGCGCAAAGCAGCCAAAGCAGAGGAAUCGGAUGAUGAGAAUGCUGAUGGAAAGCAAGGCAAUGCUCAGGAAGGAGACGACGAUGAUGACACCAACAAGUAUUUGGAGUCUGUCAAACAAGAGAAAGAACAGCGGCUCCAGCGAAACAUGGAAGAGUUUGCAGAGGAUGGAGAACGGUCUCGUGUUCGACACGAAGGCUUUCGUCAAGGGCUGUACUGCCGCAUCAAAAUCGACGGAAUCCCAGCCAGCUUUCUAGAUGCAUUUGACCCGAACAUGCCUCUUGUUAUUGGCGGCCUCGCUUCGGGAGAGCACCAGUUGGGACUGGUGCGGUGUCGCUUCAAGAAGCACCGUUGGCACAGAAAGAUAUUGAAAAGCAACGAUCCACUGGUCUUUAGUGUCGGAUGGCGACGUUUCCAAAGCAUUCCAGUCUUCUCCACCGAGGACGAAAACGGCAGGUUGCGGUUCCUGAAAUACACACCCGAGCACAUGCACUGUGUCACAACAUUCUACGGUCCCAGCAUCCCACCCAACACGGGUGUCCUCGCGAUUCAGAAUCUCAACGGUAAAGUACCUGGCUUUCGGAUCUCUGCAACUGGCGUCGUAUUGGAGCUUGAUUCUUCUUUCCCGAUUGUCAAAAAGCUCAAGCUGGUUGGUUCGCCAAGCAAAAUCUACAAGAACACUGCGUUCGUUUCUGGCAUGUUCAACAGUGAUUUGGAAGUGAGCCGCUUUGAAGGUGCCAGCAUCAAGACUGUCAGUGGCAUUCGCGGGCAAAUCAAAAAGGCACUGCGCGAAGGGCAGCCAGGAUCCUUCCGAGCAACAUUUGAAGACAAGAUUCUCUUGUCUGACAUUGUCUUUUGUCGAACCUGGAUGCCCGUUGAAAUCAAGCAAUACUACAAUCCCGUGACCAAUCACUCGGCGAACGACGGCUCAUGGCGUGGGAUGAAGUCGAAAGCUCAGAUGCAAAUUGAUUCGGGUACUCCCAUCAAGGUCAACGCAGACUCAAUCUACAAGCCGAUUGAGCGGACUGAUCCACGGUUCAAACAGAUCAAGAUUUCUCAGCGACUGGAACAAGAACUACCAUACUCUAGCAAACCCAAGCACGAACAAUCGAAGAGGAAGAAGAAGGCUUACGUUGCGAAGAGGGCUGUGGUGUUGGAGAAAGACGAAAAGAAGAAGCUUGGUUUCAUCCAGGCCUUGAACGCCAUCCGGGACGAAAAGGUUUCGAUCCGGAAGGAUAAGAACGCAGAACGCAUUCGUCAGAAGAGUGCAGAGGCAAGUCAGAAGGCGGGUAAGCUUGCUGCCCAGCAAAAGGCCAACAAGAAGCGUCAAUACCGAGCAGAGGGCAAACGAGAGAAAGGGCGCGAAGCAAAGAGAUUGAAGGGUGAAACAUAGACCUAGAUUGUCACUAACUAGCUAGCUAGCUAGUGUUAUAGCAUCCAUCCUAGCUAGAUAGUAGGCAGCUACCAGGUACCGGUAGUGAAUGCUGGAGCAAAGA
Seminavis robusta is the source of this 3842-nucleotide messenger RNA. NCBI's taxonomy places the organism in Eukaryota, Bacillariophyta, Bacillariophyceae, Naviculales, Naviculaceae. The record is from the annotation of a GenBank genome assembly.